CUGUUGACAAGCAACAAAGUGGAGUGUUCCUUUAAUAGAAUUUAAUUUUGCUCAAACAUUUGUUUGUUUGUUUUUGUUUCAACAAAACCCCAUGAAAACUGAUUGAAACUGAACAAAUAAAAAUAAAAAGCAGAACCAAGUCACCAAAUGCUAUUGUACACUGUGACAUUAGUUUCAAAAUCACAGUUGAAGUGUUAUGAAGUGACAAGUGACAAAUAAAGAGUCUGAUGAGAAACACACACCCAUAUAUAAAGAAGAGCACCAACACUACAAAAAAAAAAAUUCAUGAAUUGCCUUAUGCUAUAGCCUGGAGAAAGUCCAAACAGCAAAAAUGACUGGGAAUUUGAUAAAGCCGAUAUCCAACAAUUGCAAACAAGAAAAUCAAGGAAAAAUACCAGCAAUUGUAUGGUACAGUGGCAUGAAAAGUCAUGCCACUGUAUAUUAUUCACUUACAUAGAAUUACCAGAAUUAACGGAACAUUUUCAAGCUGUUAAAACCAGAAGUAACUAAACUUGAAAGUGGGUCAGACCCAUGUUCAACCACAAACACCAGACUGAAAAAAAAAACAACCCAUUGUUUGUCAUGAGAGAAACAUUUACUGUACUUGCAGUGCCACUACCGAACAACGGAUCUGUAUCUCACUGUUAUAUACAAUCAAAUAUGGAAUUGUCAGAGGACACUGCAAUGAUACCUUGCCCAGACCCGUACCACUGUCCCUCUCAUCUGGAGACCUUGACUUUGAUUGAUCAAUUGUUUGUCUACAAAGAAAAAACUCUGGAAGAAAGUCUUGUAGAAGGUUGCUGUGGAAUAAAGUCUAACAAUAGAUAUGAGGUGAAGGAUGACAUCGGGAACAAAGUUUUUACUAUUCUUGAGGACAACGAUUGUUGUAACAGGACUUACUGUGCUGCAGCACGUUCCUUCAUAAUGAAUGUUUUUAACAACUCAAAUCAAGAGAUCAUCAGACUGGUGCGACCAUUUGUUUGCAGCUGCUGCAAAAAUGAGCUGGAGGUUCAGUCUCCACCGGGCGUUACCAUCGGAUACGUUAAACAAAACUGCCAUGUUUGCCUGCCUAAAUUCACAAUUGAGAAUGAACAAGGUGAACCAGCAUUUAAGAUUGCAGGAUCAUUUUUACCUUCCAUUUCCUACUGCACGGAUGCAAACUUUGAGCUGGUGUCUUUGAAUGGGGCAGCAAUAGACAGAUCAUUUGGCAAGAUCGUCAGACCCUUCUCAUGCUGUGGACCAAAUGCAGAUGCAGAUUUUGUGCUGAGGUUUCCAAGAAGCUUGGAAGUCAAAAUGAAAGCUACACUAUUGGGGGCCUGCAUACUUAUUGACUGCAUUUAUUAUGAAGAGCUACAAUAACAUGAAACUUUGGCCUACUUCAGAAAGAAGGUAGAAGACAAAUGUCUACAGACUGCUUGCCAAAAUAUCCUCCAAUAAAGGCUGAAGAGAGAAGAAUAUUUACUGAAUAUGGCCAAUCUUGAUUUUUCUUGUAUUGUAUCCAGGGGCGUGUGUCUUGGUUAUUGGUUACAUGGGAAUCAGUUGGUACUACAUUAAUACUGAAGGUUAAAAAGAGGCCUACUAACUUUAAAAUUAUUUCUACUCCAAUUCCUUUAUUUAAAUAUAAACAUUUAAAUGGUGGCUGUCAACUUGAUGGAUUUAUUCAAACAUGCAUUAUAUAGGCUAUUAAAGAACAUAAAAAAUUAUAAUAUAUAUACAUUUAUAGGUAAAAUCGAACCCCGAGCCUCCAGUACCAUUUCUGUGAC
Messenger RNA from Megalobrama amblycephala (Wuchang bream), 1763 nucleotides. Its product is annotated as phospholipid scramblase 2-like. The record is from RefSeq and is a predicted model, not a curated record. Gene Ontology annotation, cellular component: plasma membrane. The transcript is spliced from 9 exons. Gene Ontology annotation, molecular function: phospholipid scramblase activity. NCBI's taxonomy places the organism in Eukaryota, Metazoa, Chordata, Actinopteri, Cypriniformes, Xenocyprididae. Gene Ontology annotation, biological process: plasma membrane phospholipid scrambling. The coding region runs from base 532 to 1359 and encodes 275 amino acids.